AUGUUGAAGUUAAUAUCGAUUUGCCUAUUAAUAGGCACCGUCCGUUCCGGCGGCCAAUCCGGCGGUUAUGCUGGAGGUCAACAAGGUGGAGCGAUUCAAUCGGUUCAAGGAGCCGGCGGAUCUUUUGCAUCGGGACCCGACUUCAACCCGAUCCUCCUUCAAGGACAACGUGGAUACCCUGGAAUUCGUGCUCGUUUGAACUCUAGAGCCUUCCAAUAUGCAAGCACUUUGGUGGCUGGACUUCUGAAUUCUGAGAUCAAGAAGGCUAGAAUUCCACCGAUUUCACAGUGUAUUCCAAUGGUACAAGGAUGCGUAAACAUCUACAAUCUCUACGUAUCCCGAUACAGAUGUCCACAAAGAGUCGUCCUCUACCCGGCACCACCAAACAGAAUUGUUCUUCAAGUCCAAAAUGUUGAUUUGGGAGUAACUGGAAACUUGGGUGGACAAGUCGUCGUCCUCCUUCCAAUCGCCCUUUCUGGAAUCGUCCAAUUGAAUAUUCAUCAGGCAACAAUCACUGUUCAGCUGGCUAUUGAAAGAGGUCCACGUGGUCCAUAUGUCCGUUUAUUGUCAUGUGAUAUGCAAAUUGGAUAUGCUGACGCUUAUAUUGAGAAUGGAGGAUUAGUUGGAGAUAUUGUCAACAGUCAGUUCAGAAGCCAAAUCUCAAACCAAGUCCGUCAAAUGAUCCCUGGACAAGUUUGCGGCCAACUUCCAAACAUUAUCAACGAGAAACUCAACUCCAAACUCGGAGCUCUCCCACAAACUAUUGCUCUUCAACAGAUGAUUUCUCUCUUCGGAGGAGCUCUUGGACUCGGAGGAAGCGGAGGUGGAGGUGGCGGAAAUUGUCCAUCUACCUGUCCAAAAGCCCCAGUAUUCAUUCCAUCCACCAACCCACAACCAACUCAAGUUGCUCCAUCAUCCCUUCCAGCCACUCCUAUUGUCGGAGGAGCUGCUCCAGCCCCACAGAUCCCUACAACUGCUUACACAGAGGGAACAAGAAAGGCAGCAGCUGUCAGAACUCUUCAACAACUUCAAGCUCUUCGUUAUCCAAGAAGUACAAAUAUCACUCAACAUUUGGUACUUCCACAGGGAAUCGGAAGACAGAGAAUGUAUGCGGCCACUAUCAGAGCUGCUGGAGUUGGACAAUACCAGUCGCAAGGACAAGUUGCCACGUACUCGAAUGUUGGAGCUAACCCAAGAUAUCCACCACCACCAACUGUGGCCGGUGGUCCAGUCGCUGUCCAACCUCCACCAGAUUGCUCCAAGUGCUCUGCUGCCGGUGGUUCUGGUGAUGAUCCAGCCUCUUUCCUCCGUCAAAUUGCCGGACAUUUGGAUAUGAGCAAACUCAACGACUUGUAUCUUUCUCUCCAAUAUAUGCAGUCAUAUGCCACUUCAAAUGACUACACAAUCGACCUGACAGGAGAAUUCUCUCCAUACGGACAAGGCGGCACUCCAUUCGGACCAUUCCCAACUCAAUUCCCAUAUUAUGGAGGACAAAUGGCUGAGUUCAUUGUCACUGACUACACUGUCAACUCACUUUUCUAUUGGCUCCAUCGCAAGCAGUUCUUGUCUUUCCGAAUUGGCCCAGAGACUCCAAAAAUUGGAGAACUUCUGAAGACAACUUGCUCUGAAGAUGAUGAUGAGUUGGAUGGAGGUACUGUAGAAUUGGAUGAAGAAGAAGCAAGAAGAAGACGUCGUUUGGCGAAGGAGAAGGCAAAGUACCGACUGAGAAGAGGAGUUCACUCGAAUUCGACGAUUGUCGUUUCUGUGAGACCAAGCAGACACGUGGCAACACAUGUUACUGAUCCAGAGAUUAUUGGAGCAACGAAUGAGACGACGAGACUUAGAUCGAAGAGAAUGAGAGAUUCGAGAAGAAGACGCCAAGAGGAUACUGCUGGACUUGCCGAUCUUGGAAUCUGUUUCGGAGACAUCCUCCCAGCCGUUCGUGAGAAAUACCCGAAUAAGAAGAUUGCUGUUCAAAUCAGAACUGUUCGUGCUCCAUCUGUUAUCCUUUCUUCUGCUAAAGGAGGAAUGGUGACUCUUGAUUUGAUCGCCGACGCUGACAUCUACAUUGAUCAAACCAAUACCAAAGUCGGAACAAUCACAAUCGCUGCCACCGUCGUUUUGACAGCUAGAAUCGGAGGAGGAAGACUGUCUGGAACUGCUGAAAUCACUCAACUUCAUCUUUCGGAUAGAACUGGAUCGCUGGGUCUUCCACAGGAUGCACUCGAUAAUUUGGGAAAUCUCGGAAAGGAAUUGUUGCAGAAGGUCGCCAACGACGGUCUCCAAAAGGGAAUCGCUAUCUCAAUUCCACAAAAUCUUCCACUUCCAAUCGGAAUCAUCAAUCCAGAUGUGCAUAUCGUUGAACACGGACUCCACAUUGCCACAGAUUUCACGAUUUCGCCGUCACUUCUCGGAGGUGGAGGUGGAUGUUAG
Molecule: messenger RNA, 2433 nt
Organism: Caenorhabditis remanei
Lineage: Eukaryota; Metazoa; Nematoda; Chromadorea; Rhabditida; Rhabditidae
Exons: 10
Coding region: 1-2433 (810 amino acids)
Molecular function (GO): lipid binding
Source: RefSeq, a predicted model, not a curated record